CGGGCCUCAGUGAGUUUCUCUUUCACUUAGCGAACGAUCCCUGAGGUCCUGCACCCAGGGCGCUGCCUCCACAGGUCUCCGGCUGCGCACCCCUGGGACGGAGGGAAGGAGAAGGGGGCCUGAGCAGCAGGGUGCUGAGCACCCGGGACAGCCCGCUAAGGGCCGAGGCAGGAGGAGCAGGUUGGGAGCCUCCGGAGCCGGGACCCCGUCUGUGAGCAGGAAAUGGAGCGCUCGAGUGGAAGAGAUUGGCUCGAUGAAUGCUGCCCACGGGGCUGCAAAUACACCUCCAACUACAGAGGACCUAUGAAAGGGCUGUUUCAAAAGGCAUUCUACUUCCACUUUGAAAACUUGCACUAUGCUGAUCAUCGGCGUAAGACCUUCCUGUGCUUCGAAGUAACAAGGCUUCAGGACAACAAGUUCCGCAAGGGGAUGUUUAUAAACCAGGUUGGUCCAUAUAGACUCCACGCAGAACUCCGCUUCCUCUCUUGGUUCCAUGACUCCUGGCUGUGCCCUUAUGCAUCCUACGAGGUUACCUGGUACAUGUCCUGGAGCCCCUGCGAGGAAUGUAUGGAAGAGUUGGCAGCAUUCCUGGCCAAUCACCGCAACGUGACCCUGACUAUCUAUGUUGCCCGCCUCUACUACUACCAGGAGCCCACAUGUGGGGAAGGGCUUCAAGCACUGCUUAAUGAAGGGGCCAGUGUGAAUAUCAUGUUUUUUCGUGAUUUUUUAGACUGCUGGAGACGCUUUGUGUACAAUGGCAACGAGUACUUUGAGCCUUGGCCCCAUCUCCACCAGAACUCUCUGAAGUACUUCCACAUCCUGGAGGAGCUGCUUGAGUGAGCCUCCAUUGGCUCUCUCCUCUUGCCCCAGCUGUCUUCCGCCUUCCCAGCUGAGAUCGGAGGUCGCUCUGUGCCCUCUCCCUCCUGCCCUCCAGUGCGUCUGCUGCAGCAUCCACCCCUUCCUUCGUCCCCUGCUUCCUCCUCAGCAUCCUCCAUCCUCCUAGAAUUUGCAUUUCCCAGACAAGAGUCUCAGGCUUCUCCAGCUCCAAGGCAAGCUCGCCCAUGCUGUGGUCAAAGAAAACUAUUAUACGUGUGUUCCUGAGGACCCCUCUGACCCCAGACUCCACCGUACCUGCAUCUUAUUCUUAACUAAAUAUAAAUGUGUGAGCAUAGAGAUUUCAGAAAUAUACCCCAAGGCAGACUUGAGGUCUCCUGUGUUCUCUUACUUUGCAAUAAAAACCUUUGCCUGUA
Octodon degus (degu) is the source of this 1250-nucleotide messenger RNA. RefSeq names its product DNA dC->dU-editing enzyme APOBEC-3C. Lineage: Eukaryota; Metazoa; Chordata; Mammalia; Rodentia; Octodontidae. Gene Ontology annotation, molecular function: zinc ion binding; RNA binding; cytidine deaminase activity. The coding region runs from base 223 to 840 and encodes 205 amino acids. The transcript is spliced from 4 exons. Gene Ontology annotation, biological process: DNA cytosine deamination; defense response to virus; negative regulation of single stranded viral RNA replication via double stranded DNA intermediate. The record is from RefSeq and is a predicted model, not a curated record. Gene Ontology annotation, cellular component: cytoplasm; nucleus; P-body.